GUCGGUCGGUCGGUAGGUGCAUCAGCAGGUGCGGAGGUCGGUUUUGGACUUUGCGUAUCGCACUCUAGCAAACUUCCUACACACUGGACCGCAUCCAUCCAGGUAGCUACUAGUCAGCCAGCCAGCGGUGGAACGCAGACUCGGUUUUGGCGCUGAAGUCCUCCCCCUUCAACCAAGUGGCAGGCAGUCAACCCAGUGCUCGGAGUAUGUAUGAUAAGUUUUUGGUUUAGUUUUUCCCUUACACGAUAUAAAAGACCUUGCUCACAUUACCGCUGCAUUCAUUUAUCAAUCACAAAGCACUGUAGGUGCAAGUGCAAGUGCAGUAGUCUGCGGCGUGUUGUGUUGAGACGGUUACGCGUGGUGUUGUUGUUCGGAUUGCAUAAAGCGAGAGUUAUCAAGCGGCCGGGGGCUGGCAGAUCAGUGAAGUGUGGUGUGCAGAUUUAGUUGUUUUCAUCGACAUUUCCCGCUCGAAGCCGGACGACGAACUUGUUGCGGUUAGUUGGGUGUCAAUUAGGCGAGCGCGAAGAAAAUGAAGACAAUUUUGUGCAUAAUUGGGCUGAUGGCGGUGGUUCUCGACCUGACUCAGGCCGAGCCCGAACCAGUUGCUCCGGAUACACGGAAGGCACGACAUCCGUCUAGUGGACCUACAAGUUACAAUUCAAUUGCUGGACCCGAUAGUGAAACUUUGAGCAAGUUACAGAACCAGGUUGCUCCUUCGGUGCAAAUCCCACUGAAGCCCAUCGGAGUUCCUGGAAAAACAUCCGAGACUCCCCAAGCUUAUACUGUGACUUCGAGUCAACCAAGCUCGCUCCCGUCAACUCUAACCGCGCAGAACAUCGCAGGGCAGUACUAUGUCGCGAUGGCACCACAAGCCGCCGGAAACCAAGUAUUGUCUCCAGCGACCACCCCGCUGAUUAUGCAAUACAUCAACCCACAGGGACAACCCACCGGAGGUCUCCAGUAUAUCCAGCUACUGCGUCCAGUGGUGUACCCGUACGGCACCCAAUACGUCCAACCGUCCUACGUCCAACAACAGCAGCAACCAUCGAGCACCCACGGCCAGCAUCAGCCGCAGCAUCUGCACCACCUCCAUUCCCACCUAUCCCACUACUCCAGCCCUAUCCAGCAACUCUCCCAAGCAGCCGCUUCGCCCACCUCUCCCACCACCACCCAAUCCAGCUUCGUUCCCUUCCAGCCCUCAUCGCUUCAGCAGUACGCAACAGCAGCCACCGCCGCCACUCAUCAUCUCGCCUCACCCGCAGCGUACCCUAGCCAAGUGGCCCAGUACUCCAGUCCGGUCCUAUCCUACUACCCGCCCCGGAUCUCCCUAAUCAACGGACCCGGUGGCAUGGCUCUUAACACCAACGAAUACAUGCCAUCCCCCGGCGAUCAGGUUUACAUCAAAGGAGUGAAGUCCAUUCGGGCUUAAGGAAAAAGUGUUGAUGCAAGUCCCCAAACACAAACAAAAUAUUGGUACUGAUCUCCCCGUAAGCAGAUUCCCCAUUUCCUAUAGCGUCUCGAGUUUACCAUGAGAUUCCGUUGAUUAUUUAUAAAUGUAUUUAACAUGUUACCUAGUUUUAGCGACCCAACCAAAUGUCCUGCUUAGUGUUUUCUACUAACAAGAGGAAUUAUUACCGAUGAAAAUUAUUAGACCUAAUACUAGCGUGAUCGACAAAGACGUCCUAGAAAAUAAAAUAAAAAACGAUUUUUGAA
Messenger RNA from Aedes albopictus (Asian tiger mosquito), 1713 nucleotides. RefSeq lists its product as uncharacterized. The transcript has 2 exons. Bases 530 to 1429 code for a protein of 299 amino acids. The record is from RefSeq and is a predicted model, not a curated record. NCBI's taxonomy places the organism in Eukaryota, Metazoa, Arthropoda, Insecta, Diptera, Culicidae.